This is a messenger RNA of Aspergillus glaucus CBS 516.65, 750 nucleotides long. RefSeq lists its product as uncharacterized. Lineage: Eukaryota; Fungi; Ascomycota; Eurotiomycetes; Eurotiales; Aspergillaceae. Gene Ontology annotation, biological process: vacuolar proton-transporting V-type ATPase complex assembly. The record is from RefSeq and is a predicted model, not a curated record. The coding region runs from base 1 to 750 and encodes 249 amino acids. The transcript has 3 exons. Gene Ontology annotation, cellular component: extrinsic component of endoplasmic reticulum membrane; Vma12-Vma22 assembly complex.
AUGGCGCAAAUUCCCACGCCCCCCGCGUCCCGCGAUACCUCCGAAGCGCCGGAGAUCCAGAAGGAAACCGAAGUCGACACCUCUACCGAACUACUGCAGCCAUUGGAUACUCUUCUAGAGCGAUAUCUUCACCUCCUCGAUCGGCAUCAGAAACUACAAGCGGAUUUGGCGAAACAGUUGUCUUCGGGGUUUCUGUCUCUUGCGCAGGCCAAUUACACAUGCCCGCCUGGCCGACGAUAUGGUACGGACUACUACGAUGAACGGAUGAAGGCGACGAGGAAGGUGUCGCUAUGUACUCCUUCAAAGGCCACAAAAGAAUCGGGGAACCCUACUGAAGCGAAUGAUUACGAGCAUACCUUCACAAUUCAAUAUACACCGGACAACCGUGAUGACGAACAGGAUAAAGAGAAGGAAGCCUCCGAGAGCCCUUCGGACACUGCGCCAUCCGAUGAGAAUCCAGACAAGGAAAGCGAGAACAACACACAAGAAACCGACGACGGCAGCAACUCGGAGCAACCUGAAACCGAUCCUACGAUCCCAAAGCCUAAGCCUAUCAAGCAGUUUCGUUCUUCGGAUCCGAUAACCUGGUAUGGGAUAUUGGUUCCGCUAUCUCUUCGGAGUGCUCAAAAAAGCUUUACGGAAGCUGUGGAUGAUCACUCGUCGGAGUUGGCGAGUGUCAUCGUUGAGAUGGGAGCGGUUGAGAGGGACGUCCACGGGUUGCGAAAUCGAUUGAAUCUCAACAGUUCAUAA